UAGUAAGUUUUUCAUUUGUAGAGGGUCACCCUAAACACCUUCCAAGAAUAUAAGACACAAGCAUUGCUUGAGUGUGCCUUUGCUUGUGCUAUUGAUUUUGAGUAUAAUAUAUAAUUGUAUGAAGAAAAUUAACUCAUACACCUCUUUGAAGCUGCAAAUUAAAGAGAAUAUUGAAAUAUGAAUGUUACAUAUUUUUUUGUGAAGAAGCCCUGACCCUAGAAAGAGAUUUGGUUUCAUUCUUAUUUGAGGUGUAAAAAAUUAUCUAAAUGAUACGAGAGUUCUAUGAUAGUACAGAUGAAGAUGACAUGGAAAGCCAGUAUCAGGUAGAACCUGAAUGUCUUGUUUUAACAAGACCUGAUCGGGAUAUGCAUAAUAGAUGCUGUGGUGGUAAAGCAUGGUGUAUAAGGGAUAUAUGUGGCAUUAUAUGUGCCGUGCUAACAUGGCUUCUCAUCCUAUAUGCGGAGUUUGUGGUGAUGAUGGUUAUGCUGUUGCCUGGAGUAUCAACAUACCCGUUCUACAGCUACGCCAACAUUAUUGUCUUUCAAACUCUAGCUUUCCUUGCUUUUGCCUCACAUCUUAGGACCAUGUUCACAGAUCCAGGUGCAGUACCAAAAGGCAACGCGACGAAGGAAAUGAUAAAACAAAUGAGCUUCCGCGAGGGUCAGGUUAUAUUUAAAUGCACCAAGUGCUGCAGCAUCAAGCCGGAGAGGGCUCACCAUUGCUCCGUGUGCCAGAGGUGCAUAAGGAAGAUGGAUCACCAUUGCCCCUGGGUGAAUAACUGCGUUGGAGAGAACAAUCAAAAAUAUUUUGUGCUAUUUACCUUUUACAUCGCAGCGAUCUCAAUUCACUCUUUGACGCUAUCAGUUUAUCAAUUUGUGACGUGUAUCCGUCACGAAUGGCGUGACUGUAGCACAUAUUCCCCGCCGGCCACAGUUGUAUUGCUCUUAUUUCUCAUCGCCGAGGCACUGCUAUUUGCAAUAUUCACCGCUGUCAUGCUCGGAACACAAUUGCAUGCUAUUUGGAAUGAUGAAACGGGUAUCGAACAAUUAAAGAAGGAGCAAGCCCGUUGGAUACGCAAAUCUCGGUGGAAGAGUAUACAAUCGGUAUUCGGUCGUUUUUCUAUUCUUUGGUUUUCACCGUUCACGCAACCUUCACCAAAGACAAAACUAGAGAGUUAUUUGUAUAGCGUUUAACGUCUGUGGGUACAGAAACUGACAUGUCAGAUCCGUUUGUAUUUUGACAUAUGACAAGUGCUUAGUUUUGACUCUUGUCACCCUAAGCCACCUUUAGCAUAACAAUGCCGGAUUCACAGACACAUAAGCACAGACUCAUAUUAGUAGACAUAUACACAGUUAAUAACAAACAUGAUGUAUUUUUUGUUUUCUUCAUUUAAAAAUAUUUUGACAUGCAAGUGAUUAACUUGAAGAAAACGUUGCGUUUGUUAAUUUUGUAUUUGUCUGUGAUUUUGUCCUUUGAAUGGGGAGGCCUAAAUAGUCAUCAACAGUGAAAUAGUAGAAAAUAUGCGCAAUCAUAUUCAUAAAUGGAAUACAAGCCUUCAUAUGUUUUGUCUUUGUCAUGCUUUUGUUUUUCAAAGAAAUUUAAAGGGACAAUACAUUUUAUCACAGUGCAGACUCAUAUACAGUUCGCCUGCUUUUGUCAAUGUUUUAUCAAAACGUAGUUACAGAGGUAAUCAAUAUUUUGCGACAAUUGUCACCAUGACAUGCAAUCAAGUACAUAAUAAAGCUUAUAAUACGUUUAUGAAUUAUAUCUUCUUUCCGAGGCUUAAUUUUAAAAUUUGAAUGAAAUUUAAAUUUGGAACAUUCAUUUUGAUCAUAGAGCUGCUUGGCCAUAGUUUUACAAAUGCUUUGCCUUAUGGCAUUAAUUUUUUUUUUCAAUUUCUUAUUCUUGGCAUAAGUCAAUUAUGGCCAAAAUGUAAUGUUAACAUUAUGAUUUUAUGUAUAUAUUAUGUAAUAAAGGUGUAGAAUAAUUCAUAGUACAUAUUUAAUGUAUGAUUUAUGUAUAUUUUAAGGGCUAUUUUAUUAACAUAUUGGGUUAUUGUAAGAAGGAUAUAUCAGUUUUUAAGCAAUACUAUUUAUUUAACGGGUUUACCAUAUUAAUGGCCUAUCAAUUAUUUUAAUUAACUAGAGUUCUAGCGAAGUACUUGAACUUGACGUAUUCCAGCAAAAAUAGCAAUAUAUCAAAUUUUAUAAAGGCCAUCCAUGGCUAAAAUGUUGAACUGAUCUUGAUAUACUAUAAUUAUGAUAAUAAAUGUUAGGAGAAUAAAACGAAAAACGUUAUAUUGUAUUUGUCCAUGAUUGGAUUGUGAUGAGAUAGCGCAACAUUUGAAGUAGUUAGAGCGUGAUCUGGAAGUUCUUUAAGGGAAACCAGUACUCGGCGUCGAACCUAACACAGCGGGUUGUUCAGUCGUGAGGAGUUUAGAGGAUGAGCAGGAACGCAUAGGAACUUACCACGGCAAUGGAGAGUUUCAUAGCAUCGAACGGGGACCGGUUCCGUUCGGAUCUAUUGCUACACGAGUACAGGAAUCAUGUAUGAGUUUGGCUCUACAACCGCAAAGUCAAGGACCAUGGGCCUAUUAAGGAAUACUGGUCAUGAUUGGACUAAGUCUCAAUCAAUCACAGUCAGACGAGCCUCCCUCGCGGGGAUAAAACGCCUCGCUCGGCAGAAGAUAGAUUUACCAGCGUAUUUCUAUCGAUAGAGAUACGGUCCGCAUGUCCCCGAGGUUGGAAGUAUUUUGGGACUGUUAAAGGCUACUGAACACGAUUGUACUAAAGAACUUGACCAAUCACAGUCGAACGAGCCGUCGCUUCGUCUUAUUUUACAUUAUUUACUUGUUGUAUUUUAUUAUUUAUAAAUUAAAUUAAUUUAAAUUAAUAAUAACUAAAGCUUAUUAGAUUUAAAAUCUUUUUUUGUUGUAGAUUUGUAUUUCGGUAUUUUUAUAUGGCUUUAAAUGUCGCACACAAAAAAUCAUAUUUCGUUAACAUUUAAAGUAGAACAAAUACGAUCUCAUAGUAUUUUUAAUGACAUUAAAUUUCAAAUUAAUUAAUCAUGUUUAAAUUAAAACAAAUAACCGCACCCUUUUCGAAGUCGGAUUUUGAUCCUUUGAUUAUUUGAAGGAAUUUCCAAUUAGAAGUCUGUGCGUUGUAUUAUAGCUUAUUACUAAUAUGUUUGUUUAAUCUUUAGAUAGUCUUUUAUUACCGUGUGCCUGCAUUACACUUUAGUAGUAAUGUAUCAGUGGUAUAGAGAGUCCGUGCCUUUCAAAGGUUUCACAAGAUAUAGAUUAAGAAGUUCUUUAAUGAAAGUUUCAUACACCAAUAAAUACAUAAAAUAAAUAAUAUAUAAAUAGUUAUCCUAUUAGAAUUUAGGAUGCUGAUUGUAACGUCUUUUGCUUGUUGUUUUCGUCUUGACACUUGACUAAUAAAUCCGUUGCGUAAAAUGCAAUAACAGUUAAAGAAAAUUGUUGAUGUAUAUUUAUUUAACACAUAUACUUAAAUAGAAAACCUGAAAAGUUUCUAACGCAUUAUAAAAUUACCAAAUAGGAAAUAAUUUAAAUUUUAAAUACUUAACGGUUUUUUUAAUUUUGUUUAACAUUUGAGUCCCGGGUAUAAAUAUCAUGAAAUGCGAAUGUAUUAUAUUGCACGUCAAGACAAGGAAUUUUAUACAACUUUCAUUUGCCAUAGCCAUAUGCAAUGAUAGUUUCUUCUUAUUUGAGUGCAUUGUCUAUGACUUGCACUCUAGUCGUCUCGAUAAUUUCAUUUUAUGAAGCUUUCUUGAACUUUCUUACCGCAAGUUCCUUUAAGUUCAAUAAAUGUGUUAGUAAUACGUUUUAAUAAAGAUAUUUUUGGGUCACUUUUCUAUAUUUUUAAUGGUGAUAAAGUAUUAUUUAAUAAUAAAAAUAGGUUAACGGUAGAUGGCUAUAGUGUCUUAGAUUUUAAAACGCCAUGCUCUUUGGAUAAUUGAAUAGUAUUUUAUCAAUUACCUGUGCCUCACAUUUUCACAGAACUGUCAUCGUGAUGUUUUAUAGCGUACCGCCUUUGUAGACAAAUGCACAGACAACUCAGGGUUAAGAGAUUACCAAACAACUCUGCCGAUUAUUCUAAGUAUUAAAACAUUUAUUAAUAUGUUUAUUUAAAUGCUACUAAAACUUGUACCUAUAGGCUAUACUUCAACAUAAGGCUAAUGGCUUGGUUACUUGUAACGGAACGUAUACACGAGAAUAUAUAAUACGUCGUAUACGCUACACAUUAUGCUUUUAAUACAAUUUAGGCCAAUUUUAAUAAUAUCAUGAGUGAUUUCAUUUGACGGCACUUCUAGAUUUUUCUAUAAAAGUGCUAGUCUGAAAUCUACAAGUCGGGCGCACAUUCGCCUGUUAUAUUAAACUUAGUUGCAAUAAAUAUUUUAUAAAUAGCUUUUAAUUGGCAAUAAAGUGAAUAAAUUACGCUUUGGACUGGUUGAUGUUUAGUGUAUAGAAUUUCGCAAUUUUUCGUCAUAAAAAUGUUAAUAUAUUCUAUAAGGAAUUGAAGAUUAGUGUUCGUUUGAAGGCCGAAAAUGACAUGGGUAUUUUGUGUUGUCGAGUUUUAGUCAUAUCAGAACAUAUACGCGUAGAUUCAGAUUUACACAGUUAUCGCUCGUCUUCCCUGUCGCAGUCUUGUGCUUCAUAAGCAUUACCGAAUUCAGCAGGGUUAAAUUCAUUAAAAAAAUGCGAUGUAUUUUUCCUUCACCUAUAGGGUGGAAACAGUUGCUUAGUUUGAUAGUCAAAGUUUUGGAAUCGUACCCUCAGAGCUUUAGUUUUAAUACUUUGAAUUACAACUGCCAGCAAAAAAUACAGACGGCAUAGAUAACGUUGUAAUAGUUGAUUGAAGAUGCGAUUUCUGAAUAGUACUGAAUGUAUUCAAAUAUUACUGUGUAGUAGACAGGGAUUUUAUAAACUUUCAGCGAUAUUAAGUCACAAAAAAGUAGAUAAGAAACCACAAUUAAUGACUUCUGACCAAAUUCUGUCGCCUUUAGUAGUCGCCAAUAUUAUGUAGAAUAAAAUAAUAAGUGUGAAUUAAAUAUGUGAAAAACGUCAUUCCUUCAUGGCUUCGGCCAUAGUUUAUGGUAUCACUGAAUUGUGGUUUAUCAAUGUUAAAGCUUAUUGAUAUUUUGUAAAGAAUUUUAUAAUUUUAUCUAUUUGUCGAUGUUACUCAAUGUUACAUCAUAUUAUUUUAGUCAAAUCAUAUAUUUUAAUAAUUCAUAUUGUUUUUAAAUAAAUGUUCUAUUUUUUUUUAUAAAUUUGAUGCGGUAUUAUUAUCUUGGGGAUAUGAAUCGUACAUUCCAUACCUAUUAUAUUCAUAAAUUAUUUUAUAGUUUUCUGAAACGUGGAAUUUGGCAACAAACUUAAAGAUUGAUGGGUGCAGGCCUAUCCCGAAUUCCCAAUACAUGAAAGAACUUUUAAGCUGGAAUAAAAGGAAUAUCUAGAAAAUGGUUUUUGUGCUUAUUUAUAUUGUUUUGUAAGAAUGUAAAUGAAAAAAUAACUAGUACUUUUUUAAGCAAUGUAAGAGAAAAUGUUACGCACCUAGCGAUGUACAUUGCGGGUUUUACAAUAAGUACAAACAAUACUCCAUAUGGUUCCAUACCAUCUAUUUUCGGAACUGCUCUUUUGACACCAGUUCGCGGUUCAUUGUUUAAAUUAGAAGUAGGUGCUCAUUGUUGCAAAUAGGUAUUUGACUUAGCAUCUGAUAUUUACACCCAUUACUUAUAAAUAUCUCUCACUUGUUUCUACUUAUAAUACGCGCUUUACCGAAUAAGAUGAUUUAUAAGGGGGGAUAUAGGCAUUCAUUUGUAGGCAUUUUUUAAAUGUGUAUAAUUUCCAUGCUUUUAAAUGAUAGAAAUGUAAAAUCGUAGUAUAGUGGGGUAAUGUUAUUGAUUGGUUAAAUCCCAUUCCAAUUUUAAACUAACGGUUUGUUAGACGAAUGCGGUGAUGCAACGCACCUACAAAUUUUGAUUCUGUUUCAUUAUAGACACAUCUAAAAAUAUUUUCUAAUGUAAUUAAGAUUUUCGAGACCUAUUAAAUCUGAGAAAUUGU
Molecule: messenger RNA, 6082 nt
Organism: Pieris rapae (cabbage white)
Lineage: Eukaryota; Metazoa; Arthropoda; Insecta; Lepidoptera; Pieridae
Product: palmitoyltransferase ZDHHC3
Exons: 6
Coding region: 267-1193 (308 amino acids)
Biological process (GO): peptidyl-L-cysteine S-palmitoylation; protein targeting to membrane
Cellular component (GO): Golgi apparatus; endoplasmic reticulum
Molecular function (GO): protein-cysteine S-palmitoyltransferase activity
Source: RefSeq, a predicted model, not a curated record